Messenger RNA from Suillus clintonianus, 871 nucleotides. RefSeq lists its product as uncharacterized. Bases 139 to 825 code for a protein of 228 amino acids. The record is from RefSeq and is a predicted model, not a curated record. The transcript has 4 exons. Lineage: Eukaryota; Fungi; Basidiomycota; Agaricomycetes; Boletales; Suillaceae.
GGCCUCCACCUCAUCAAAGUUCAUCGCGUCGCUUGCGUCCGUGGGUGGCAGGGUAGAGCCUGGUGAAAGUGUCAAUGCUCUCCGGUAUGCGCCUCGUGUUAUGUCUAUGUGUCGACUUUGCUUACAUGUCCAACAGUAAUGCUACAACCGAUGAAAGACGAACCACCUUUGUCGUCGAAGUGCAAGAACAAGUUCCUGAUCCAAAGUACGCUCAUUACACCCGAGAAGGAGACCAGAGACCUACAUGGAAAGUUUAGCAGCAAAAACUCUGUGUUGUAUACCUCCCACCCGAAGGACAAACUCUUGAAGAGGAAGAUGAGGGACAUGUGGAGCCCCCUAUGCCUCCCGUCACCGUCCUUCCUGCAGAGCACGCUGGUGGUCCAUCUAACUAUGCAACUCUCAACAAUACAGAGUCGCGCCCUCCUCCACCUAUGCCAGAUUUCACUUUCGACGACACGGUUCAAGCUGCACCGCUUGUGCAACCCCAGCGCUCCGCCACACCACCUGCACCAGAAUGAGAGUGGUCGAGUCGGUGUUGUCAACGUCAGUGUGCAUCCACCUUCACCACCACCCUCUCCUCUAGUUGCACGGGUCGAUCAACAGCUUCGGGAUCGUCUUGCGGCUGUUCCAGAUCCCAGCUCUCUGGCGCCAGAAUCCAUUUCACCGACAUCCAUCGCUCCCUCAGACUUCCGGAGGAGACAUACGUCGGCGCUCUCAGAUGAUGGAGAGACGUACGCGGGAUCUGACGCCGGUACCAUGGUGGAGCAUGAUAGUGUUAUCCACCUUACUCGUUGUCUGUACAUCGCUAUAUUUAAUCUGAUUUGAAUAACACGACUAUGGACAUGGCUGAGGAGCUAGUCUUCCUGAGGAG